This is a messenger RNA of Salvelinus fontinalis (brook trout), 2248 nucleotides long. RefSeq names its product ATP synthase subunit alpha, mitochondrial-like. The transcript is spliced from 11 exons. Gene Ontology annotation, biological process: proton transmembrane transport; proton motive force-driven ATP synthesis. Gene Ontology annotation, molecular function: proton-transporting ATP synthase activity, rotational mechanism; ADP binding; ATP binding. Lineage: Eukaryota; Metazoa; Chordata; Actinopteri; Salmoniformes; Salmonidae. The record is from RefSeq and is a predicted model, not a curated record. The coding region runs from base 97 to 1755 and encodes 552 amino acids.
UUAUUUUUAGGUCAUUCGCAUACAUAGGACACCCUCUAAGUAAAACUAGCUGGUCUUUGCAGGUGGUGGAGGACAAGUCACAUUCGCCCGUUAGAGAUGUUAUCCGUGCGAGUUGCAGCGGCUCUGGCCAGAAGCCUGCCCAGACGGGCUGGAUUUGUGUCCAAGAAUGUUGCCGCCGCCAGUGUAGGAGUGAAUCACCUCCAUACACACAGACCAUGUCUUGCUGCAAAGACUGGCACGGCUGAGGUGUCCUCAAUCUUGGAGGAGAAGAUCCUGGGGGCUGACACAAGUGCUGAUCUGGAGGAGACUGGCCGUGUGCUCUCCAUCGGUGACGGUAUUGCCAGAGUGUACGGUCUCAGGAAUGUUCAGGCUGAGGAGAUGGUGGAGUUCUCCUCUGGGCUCAAGGGUAUGUCUCUGAACUUGGAGCCUGAUAAUGUUGGUGUUGUGGUGUUCGGUAAUGACAAGCUGAUCAAAGAGGGCGACAUCGUGAAGAGGACUGGUGCCAUCGUGGACGUGCCAGUUGGUGAAGAGUUGCUGGGUCGCGUGGUGGAUGCAUUGGGCAAUGCCAUCGAUGGAAAGGGUCCUCUUGGGUCUAGCAUCCGUAGGCGUGUGGGUCUGAAGGCCCCUGGCAUCAUCCCCCGUAUCUCUGUGAAGGAACCGAUGCAGACUGGCAUCAAGGCCGUGGACAGCCUGGUGCCCAUUGGGCGUGGCCAGCGUGAGCUGAUCAUCGGUGACCGGCAGACUGGCAAAACCGCUAUUGCCAUUGACACCAUCAUCAACCAGCGACGUUUCAACGAAGGCAAAGAUGAGAAGAAGAAGCUGUACUGUAUCUACGUUGCCAUUGGCCAGAAGAGAUCAACUGUGGCGCAGCUGGUGAAGAGGUUGACUGAUGCUGAUGCUAUGAAGUACACCAUUGUGGUUUCUGCUACAGCCUCUGAUGCUGCUCCCCUGCAGUACUUGGCCCCCUACUCAGGCUGCUCCAUGGGAGAAUUCUUCAGGGACAACGGCAAGCAUGGCCUCAUCAUCUAUGAUGAUUUAUCGAAGCAGGCUGUAGCCUACCGUCAGAUGUCCCUGCUGCUGCGUCGUCCCCCCGGUCGUGAGGCCUACCCCGGUGAUGUGUUCUACCUGCACUCCCGUCUGCUGGAGAGGGCCGCCAAGAUGCACGACAACUUUGGCGGCGGCUCCCUGACCGCUCUGCCCGUCAUUGAGACCCAGGCCGGAGACGUGUCUGCUUACAUCCCUACCAACGUCAUCUCAAUCACUGAUGGACAGAUCUUCUUGGAGACUGAGUUGUUCUACAAAGGUAUCCGCCCAGCCAUCAACGUGGGCCUGUCUGUGUCCAGAGUUGGAUCAGCUGCCCAGACCAAGGCCAUGAAGCAGGUGGCUGGUACCAUGAAGCUGGAGCUGGCCCAGUACCGUGAGGUCGCUGCUUUCGCCCAGUUCGGCUCUGACCUGGACGCUGCCACCCAGCAACUGCUCAACAGGGGCGUCCGUCUCACCGAGCUGCUUAAGCAGGGACAGUACUGCCCAAUGGCCAUUGAGGAGCAGGUGACCGUCAUCUACGCCGGUGUCAGAGGUCACUUGGACAAGCUGGACCCUUCCAAGAUCACCAGGUUUGAGAAGGCCUUCCUUGGGCACAUCCUCAGCCAACACCAGGACCUGCUCACCACAAUCAGGACUGAUGGCAUGAUCUCACCGACAGCUGAUGCCAAACUGAAGGAGCUUGUGUUGACCUUCCUCUCCAGCUUUGAAUAAUGUGUGAAACUGCUCCUGGUCCUUCAGUGUGCUUGCUACUUGUCUCGGCCCCCGUUGUCCUAAUGUUAUAUGUAUGUGAGCUACUGAAGGCCAGAACCUCCAUGUACAGAUUUCUCCAAAGAAGAAAUAAAAUUUUACAACCCUGGAGAGCUGUGGUAAAAUGUGACUUUAUGGUAGGGUGUGCAGGUCCAGCGUAUUUUCUACUUGGAAGGGUAUAAAUGAUCAUGUGAGAAAUAAAGGAGAAUCCCUGCAUUCUGUUCUGUUGCAGUGAUGUUUCACCCACUGGGGGUCUUAAUAUACUAAAACUACCCUAAAUACAGUAUCUUAACUUCGUUCAUGAAUUUCACUUUCAUCUUGUCAGAAUUAAAACAUGGCGGUCUCAAAAUAUAUAAAUUUAACAGGACAUGAAUUGUCAUUCUUGCGCCUCAAUGCAGCGCAUUCAGUCAAGCAUGGCGCAUUUCAGAAUUGAUUUAAAUAAACCUAUGGCUUUGAA